CAUCGCAUGAGAUCCAGCAAGAUUUCUGGAGUGUACACCCCUGACCCAAGGGUGAAAAAGUUGUUUAAGAGCGAGGAGAAGGUUGAGUAUAAGCCCAUUGCCAAAACGAAUCGAACACAGUUUAAGAAGUUUGCCGAAAUUUUGAGGGAAAACCCCGAGCAGUAAGUUUCUAACUCUUUUUAAGGUUAUAUACAUACACUCGUGCAUAAGUUCCUGAUUGUUGGUUAAAUUUGCAGGAUGUGGGAUAUCGCUACCGGUCACUCUGUGUGUAAUCACUUCUUCCUUGAAAUUGCUGAACCGGGGAAAUGGAUGUCUGACGAGCACAUGCAUGUGAUUAUGAACAUGUUGUGGAGGCGUCGCGGGAUUUAUCUACAGAAGGAGAGGAUGGUGAUCUUGGAUCAGUACUUUAUAAAAACCAUUCAGUCAAACUGGAGUGCCUUUAGCGCAGACAAUGAUAAGCUGCAGUUCGAAUGGGGGAAAAACGUAGCACAGUAUGUGACAGGAAAGAGCAAGGGGCAGAAAAUGAAGUUGGGACUUGGCCGCGAUGUCGACACCGUGUACACCCCGAUGAAUUGGGGUGGAGAUCACUGGGUUGGUCUCUGCAUUAAGCUGAGUGAAGGUCAUGUGACGGUAUUUGAUUCCUAUGUUCCUCAUACUAAGAUCGAGGUUGCGGAAGGACAUAUGUGUUCGGUUGUGAUGAACCCCUAA
This is a messenger RNA of Brassica oleracea var. oleracea, 708 nucleotides long. RefSeq lists its product as uncharacterized. The record is from RefSeq and is a predicted model, not a curated record. Bases 238 to 708 code for a protein of 156 amino acids. The transcript is spliced from 3 exons. Gene Ontology annotation, molecular function: cysteine-type peptidase activity. Lineage: Eukaryota; Viridiplantae; Streptophyta; Magnoliopsida; Brassicales; Brassicaceae. Gene Ontology annotation, biological process: proteolysis.